This is a messenger RNA of Plasmodium malariae, 17601 nucleotides long. RefSeq lists its product as uncharacterized. NCBI's taxonomy places the organism in Eukaryota, Apicomplexa, Aconoidasida, Haemosporida, Plasmodiidae. The transcript is spliced from 12 exons. The record is from RefSeq and is a predicted model, not a curated record. The coding region runs from base 1 to 17601 and encodes 5866 amino acids.
AUGGACAGUUUAAUUUGUUUAAAGUUGUUAAAAGCAAGAAAGAGAAAUAACAAAAAUAAGGUAUAUACUAUUUUGUCGAAUGAAUGUAACAAUAUAAUAGCUUUGCUUUGCCUAAAAGAUAAUUAUAAUUAUGAAGAAAAAAGAUUUAAAUUAUAUUUCAAUUUUUUGAACAGUUAUGGUAAUGAUUUCUUACUAAAUAAUAAUACAAUAGACUGUUUCUGGAUUAGCUGUGAUAAUGAUAUAUUUACAAAAGGGAAAAAUGUAAAACAUCAGAUUCCUAUUCUGAUAUCACAGCAACAUACUCUCUUGAGUUUCUAUAAUUUUUCCCAUGUCGACAAAAUAAAUGCACGUCUAGAAAAUUGUGAAAUAAUAAUUCAAGAAAACUCAUUGCAAUUUGAUAUUUAUAAAAAGACACGCCGAAAUAUAAUUGAAAAGAACAAGUUGUAUAAUUUUUAUAUUACAAACGAAAAAUUAUUUCAUUUUGCCAUAUCUAUAAAUAGAAAUCUCUCUAUUUUAGAAUCAUUCAGUGAAAAAUUUGUAAAAAUAGUACUGAAGGCGGAAAACUGCCUUUUUAUUAUAUUAAAUGAUAUCGCGUGUAUAGAAUUUGUCUCCAAUGGAUUCAGCUUGAGAGCAAAGAAGGUGUUUGCCUUACAAAAUAUUUUGAUGAAGGUCGAUAAUUAUGUUUUCAUUCAGAAAUGUAUUUGCAGAAAUGAUAUCAUGUUUGUUUUAACAUUCACACACCAACAAUUUUUGCUCAUUUAUAAGGAGGAAAAGCCUUGUGUGGCAAUAAAUAUAAAUAAGCACAUUUGCACCAUUUUUAACGACUUCGAAGUUAGCCAUGAUAUGUCAAAUGUGCUGCUGAUUGAUAUGCGUAAUCAAAUUUGGAUCUUUGAUAUAAAUGUAUACUGCAACUUAAAUUUGGAAGGGACAAGGAAUACAAAAUUUUUAGGGAAAAAGAAAAAAAUAAAAAAUGUUGAAAUGCACUCAAUGCAUUGUAAAGAGGAACCAUUUAGGUACUUGGAAAUUGGUGAAACAGAGAAUUGUCUAAAUGAGAUUUAUGGAAUACAGAAUAACUAUCUUCAUAAAAGGAAAAAUGAAUACAGAGUUAAGUUUAAUGGGGAGUCCUAUUUUCCUGAUUUUUUUAAUUUAAGACAGAAAAAAGUGUACAUAAAUAGAAACUUAAGAAAAGAUAUAGAUAACAACAUAAGUUUAAUGAAUUAUAAAAAAUUAGAAAUUUCUAAAUAUGCAUAUAUAAUUGAUGAAAUUAAUCAAAGUAAUGAAAUAAUUGAAAGUAAUGAAGUUAAUGAAGUUAACGAAAUUAAAGAUAUAUAUAAAGAUAGGAAAACAAUGUAUCAGACGCUUAAGGAGGAUAAAUCAUUAAAUGAAAGGGGAAAGAAUUAUAGAGGGAAUUCUGAUAUGAUAUAUAUUUACGAAGAAAUUGAAACGUCUAAUUGUUGUAUUAACUUUUCCAAGCAUUAUAAUGAUUUUCGUUAUACCAGUCAACACCAGGAUGAUAAUACCAAUAGUAGUAAUGUAUUUGAAUAUGCAGAUUAUGGAAAGAACAAAGAAAAUAUAAGAGAAGGAUUACACCGUAACAAUUCUGAUUUUUACAUUGAUAUAAAGCAUAAUUCUUUUCAAAAUGAGGAUAUUUAUAGAAAGGUGUUAAAAGAAAAGAGAGGUAAAGAAAUAAAAAUGAAAUAUGUGUACACAUGUAAGCAAUGUAAAAUCUGUACUAGGACUCAUGUUGAUGAUUACUAUAGUUGUAAUGUAAAGGAAAAUACUAAGAAUUACGUCUCUAGUGAGGAAAAUAACAAGUCAGAUAACUACAAUGAAAUGGAUUUAAAUUUGGAAGAGUCUAUUAAUUACCUUAAUAAAGUGUUACCUAGAUACAUACAACACAUUCACGUGUACAACUAUUCUAAUGACGUAAAAAAUUUAUUCUUAAUUAAAUGUUUCCAAAUGCGUUUUUUAGAACAUCGAAAUAAUGUUAAGAAGAAAAACAUGCACCAUAAAAGUUUUCUAUACAAUAGAAGAGUGUAUAAUACCAAAACAUACGUGUGUGGGAAUUACAUUUUCGUUGAAUUUUUUUUAUUAAAAAAGCAUACCAAUAUGUAUAAAAGUUACCUAGUUGUUUUGAAGAAAAUAAAAAAAAUAGAAUUUUUAUUUAUUUUGAAGAAUUACAAUUAUUUUUACGUAAAUAACAAAUCACAUGCUAUCUUUAAUAUUGAAAAUGUAUUAUGUAGACUAAUAUUUAAAAAUUACAUGAACGCGCUAAUUAGUAUCAGUUCAUACAAUAAGGUAAGUAAAGCGGAAAAUAUUCUGAAACUAAACAGCUUUAAAAGAAGUUAUUACUAUUUUAUAAUGAUGUACAAUGGACUUUUAAAUAAGGACAUAAUUUUAAUUAAAAACAGUUUAAAGAUAUUAAAAUUUAAGGAGACCUUAUUGUUAUGUAGAUUACUGUUUCAUUAUAUUUGGAAUAAUUUCAAUUUAAAAUUAAUUUUUUUUUAUUUUAUUGAUUACUUUUCAUUUAUUAAUCAUGUUUGGAAAGGAAAAAAAUAUAAAAGGAAAUUACAACAUUUUAUUAGAGAAAUAAAGUAUAAAAAGGAAUUUAUACAGAUAUAUAUGUCCAUAGCACUUAAAAAUAUUUUCGAUAUAGUAGACGUAAUUGGCAGAAAGAUUCUCUGUUUUGGAAGUUCUAACGAAUUUAAAAAUUAUGGGAUGCAGAAUUUUUUCGUUACCAACCAGAGGAGUGUGGAGCGACAGGAGCUUCAUAAUUUAGAAAAUAAUAAUAAUAUUGAUGGUAUUAAUAGCAAUAUUAAUAGUAUUAAUAAUAAUAGAAGAAAAAAAGAACUGUUUGCAAAAAAUGAUAUGACUUGUUUGAAAGCUCGAGAAAGUCAUAGACAUCCUUUAACAAAUGGUGCUAAUAAUAUAAAAAAAAAAAGAGAAGAACUUACUGUUGCACCUGAGUACUGUAGAUUAGAACAGGGUAAAUUGGAUGAUACCAAUUUGACGUACCACUGUAUAUAUGGAAAAAAGCAGAAGGAAUGGAAAAGGGAAGGUAUAAAGGAAGAUAAUGUGGAAAUGAAAGACAAGGAGAAAAGAGAAGAUGAAAUAACUUUUAUUAAAAAUAAAAAGAAUAAUUCUAGUGCUUCCUUUAGAAAUUGUAACAACAGUAUGAGUAAUUUAAAAAGUGACAAGGUACAAAUAAACAAAAACUUAAGUAUAAAAAGACAGUCCGAUGUAUACAUGAUCGAUGUGAAGACAAAAGAUAGAAUAUAUAGCAGCAGUAAAGGAAAUAAUUGCAAUAUAAGAAAUAACAAGUAUAGUAACAUAUUUGAGGUGUAUCAUUUUGAAAAAAUUUGCUUUCGAUAUAAUUAUAAUUUAUUUUUGAAUAAAAAAUACAGUAUGGAAAUAUGUUCAAUAGCGUUAAAGUUUAUUAUUUUAUUUAUAGAUCACUUUGCAAAAAAACAAGAAAUGAAAAGAAGAAUAAUCAAAAGGAAGAACAGUAAAAUAUUCUUAGAAAUGAACAAAUAUAUAUAUUUUAUUAAAAUUCUAAUGAAUGUACUAUCCAACAAUUAUUCAACAAAUAUCGAGAAGCAGAGAAAAAGGAAUGUAAGUAGAAUGAGUCAUGAGGGGGACGGAAAUUUUUUUCUUGUUUCAAAUAAUGCAUUACACGUUUUGAACUUUUUUAAUAACACUUAUUUUAAUGUGUAUAAAAUGUUUGGAGCUAUAUCUGAUAUAUUAUAUGUAAAAAAAUCUCAGAACGAUAAAUUAAAUAAGCUACUUUUUAAAGCAGAUAGCCAUUUUGGAACGACUAUUAAUACGAAAGAAAAAUGUGGUGAGGAUAAAAGAACAAUGCAGGAUAAAUAUGAGCCUUUUUUAAAAGAUGUGUUAGGUGAUAGUACAAAUAGGAACUACUGUCAGGGGAAUUAUUUAUGUACUACAGAAACACAUGCCGUAUGUGAGUACGUAAACAGUUCAGAAUUAAAAGAUAAACGAAAAAGUAGUACAUCAAAAAAAGCGAAUAUAUCAAAUGUAAUUAAUUUGAUGGAAAAUAAAAAGAGGAAUUAUAAUGCAAAUGAGGGUGUUGGUUCCACUAAGGAGAGUAUCAAUAUAUGUAGAAAUGAAAAUAAUAGAAGUAAUAAGAGCAUGAAGUAUAUAAGUAACGCUAGAUGUAUCCCCUUGAAUUGUAAAUAUUACAAUGAUAGAAAUUUCAGGGAUUUCCUUUUUUAUUUAUGUUACUCUUUUAUAGCAACUACAAGAAAGAAAAAGAGAGUUUCCUAUUUUCAUAUAAAGGAUGCUUUACAUGAGGAAGUAACUAAUUGCAACCGUUUAAUUAAUGAUGAACAUAGUUUUAGUACUAUUGUUUAUAAUAUGUUUAAUAGUAAAGAUCUGAGUACUAUUAUUUAUUAUAUAUAUUCAAAAAAAUAUGAAUUUUUUUUUAAUUUUAUGUUUUUGUAUUUCAAUUAUUAUGUGCUUUACAAUUACUUUAUAAAGGGAAGAAAUAAAUUCAUUAAGAAAAUUGAUUAUUGUUCUAUUCAGAAAACUAGCAUUACUAAUGAUGUUUAUCGAAAGAGUGAUAGGGUAUACAUAAGUAAGACAAAUGAUGAAGAGAAAGAAAUAAAAAAAAAAAAAAAACGAAGAAAGUUGGACUAUACCUUAUUUUUUAACAAAAUACUGAAUGAAAUUAUAAAUGAUGGUACAAUUAUUAAUAAAGGCGAAAUGUAUAAUUAUAGAACCUUCUUUAAUUAUUUGUUCUUAGAUAGUGAAAAUAGUAAAUUAGUUGAGCAGAAGAAGAAUGAAAAUAGGAUAAAACGAAAUAUCAUGAUAGGUGCAACGUGUAAUGAUAAAAAUAGCAGCACCAAUCUUAUUAGAAGUGGUAAAUGCUUUUUUAAUAAAGAAAUAAAUAAUGUAGAAGAUUUCAUUGUAACGAGGAACGAUAAUUGUACUAGCACUGCCGGAGGUAGUUUCUUUAUGCGUACGCAUUCAGAUUCACAGAGUAGAUCUACUAACAUUAACGGUGUAUAUAACCCUGUCAGUGGUAAACUGCAUAAUUUGAAUAACCGCAACUGUGCAGUGGGUACUCAUAACAAUAAAGUAAAACUAAGAUAUCUAAUUUUUCAGAUAUAUCAAAUGUAUGAUAACUUAAAUAAUAGUGUUACAAAGUUAAAAAAGAAUAUAGAUGUAAAUAAUUUAAGUACAAUUUUUAGUUUUCAUUAUGAUAUGAAAAAUAUUUUGAAAGACUACUUAUUCCGUAUAAUUGUAUUAAUGUAUAAAUUAAUACUUAAGGAUAAAAAUAAAAGUAAUAAAUAUUUUAAAGAGUACAUAAUGAAUCAUUUAAUUAAUAAUGUGAAGAUUCCUUUUAGAUUUAUACAUUUGAACCCGCACAAAAUUUUAAUAAAUUAUUAUGGUACUAUUAUAUAUAGACUUAUGUGUAACAAUAUAAGUCAUUACUUGAAUGUAUGUAUAUAUAUACUAAAGAUAUUAUGCAUAGACGUUCUGAAGUUUUUUAAAAUGAUAGCUUUUUAUACACUAAAAAAAUAUAUUAGAAAUAAUCUGUUGUUAUUUUUGUUUAAGAAUAGUUGUACACUAAGUGUAAAAGAUAAAAAGGCAAUUAAAUUUAUUUCCAUAUUAGAAAUAUUUUAUAGAAAUAGUUCUUAUAUCUCUGAACAUAAUUGUUCAUAUACAAAUUACAUUUUUAAUAGAAAUAUUUUUAAGUUAUACCAGAGCACAUUUUUUUUAGCUGCAUUAAAAAAAAAGUUAUACUCCACUGGUUAUAACUAUAUGUAUGAUAAUAUAUAUAAAGAGAAAAAUGUGUUAACUAUUUUUAAAUAUUUAAAUAUUUACAAUGAAUGCUGUUCUUAUAACAGCUGUGCAUUUCUUAAUUAUUUUAACAUGGCUUCCUAUCUAUGUACCCCUUUUAUCAUUCGGAAUUUUUACUGCCUUUAUAAAUUUCGAAGUGCAAAAGAUAAUAAGAGAGAAAAGAGAAAAGAAUAUAAACUGUAUGAAGCCACUUUAGUUCUAAAAAGAGCACUUUUGCAGAAAGGCAUGAAUCAUAAGAGGAAGAAGAAAGAGGGGAAAAUACUUAUAAUUAACAGGUGUUACUGCUUUAGAAGAAAACAUAAAGUGAGUGCAAAGUAUAGUCAUAAUAAUAAGAGGAUGAAGAAGUUGAAGAAAAUGUGGAAGAAGACUAAAGAAGGUAACAAUGAAUUCCUUUUUAUCAGUAACGAAUUACCAAACCACAAAUACAAUGGAGAUGUUGCUAUUCUUAAGGAAAAUAAAGUAUACUUGAGCUCAAAUGAAAAGGUAAACAUUUAUAUACCACAUAUAACACAUAAGUACUUUGAACAUUUAGAAAAAAUAUCUCAUUAUAGUGAAGGAAAGGAGGAAACAAAUUAUUAUAUAUCUAACCUCGGCAUUAACGGUAAUAAUAUACUAUUAGAAGAUUAUUUAACAGAAAUAAAGGGAAAACAAAAACUGGAAAAACUAAAAAAAGAGUCAGUGGAGAAAAAUAAAAGAAUGGUAAAUAAUGUAGCAGAAAUUAAGUAUCCUAUGAACUCAUAUGACUCUCACAAUGGUAGUAUAAUUUACUGUAAAAAGAAUGCUAAUAAAUUUGCUAAUUGCUAUUUUACAAACAAAAGGAAUAACACUAAUAUAAUUACAUUUAACAUGGCAAAAAAUUGGAUUAAAUUAAAAGGAGAAGAAGUCGAUGAUUUAAUGUUUAUCAGUUACAAGGAUCUUAAGAAUAAUAUUAUUAGUGAAAAAUAUAAAAAUGACAUAAAAAAAAAUUUAUACAAUAUAAAUAAGAAAAAAAAAAAGACAUGCUACUAUUACGAUUUUAAUAAUUAUGAUAAUGAAUGCUAUUGCUAUACCUGCAAUUCAAGAGAAAAGAAAAAAAGAGAAAGAAGUAAAAAAGGUACAAAAGAAGAAAACAAAUCACAAGUUGAUUAUAACUAUAGUAACGUUGAUGGAACUGAUGAUUUUAUUAUGCGUAAUAAUCAGAUUAUUGAAAAUGUUUCAGAAAUUUUGUAUAAAGACAAAGUUUUUCCAAAUGACCGGAAUGCACAAACUUCAUAUAUAAAUAAUACAAUUAUAUUUGAAAAAGAAAAAGAUAAAAACAGAAGGAAAGAGAAAUCCUAUAUAUGCAAAAUGAAUGUUCUACAUCAAAAUGAAGCAGACAAAAACAACAAUUGUUUUGUUAACAGGAAAAAAAAACAAAUCAAAGCAUGUGUAGCUCUACCAUUAUUCAAAAAAAGAAAAAAUUCAAAUGAAUGUAACAAAUAUAAUUAUCGCAUAAUACCUUUUAAUGUUUCCAACAAUGGUGCAUAUUUAUGUUGUUCCUUAGUUAUGUUAAAAACGAUAAAUAAAAGCAUUAUGAUUAGAAUUGUUUUAGAAAAUAGGGGAUUAAACUUCUUGCAUUUUUUAAUGAAAUAUUUUACUAAAAAGAUAGAGAAUGAUUCUGCAUCAGCCAAAAUAGACAUACAUGGGCGGAAAUCGGAGCAAGUUGCAAAAAACCGGAUACAGAAGGAAGAGGCAGACAUAGAGGUAGACAUAGACGUACAUGUAAACGAGAAUGAAAACGCAAACGCAAGUGGAGCAGAAAAAAAGAAAAAAAGGGAAUACAAUCGUUUCCCCAAAAGCUUGAAGUUAGGAAGGAAUUCUUUACAUGCCUCCAUUCCGAAUAAUAAAAAAUAUAAUGGUCACUCCUUACGUAAAACAUGUCAUGAAGACAGAGUGAAAAGUGAUAAAAGGCAUACCACGGAUAGGCGACUAAGUACAAGUGUUAACACAAUUUACAAACAUAUACUUUUAAAAAGUUGCAGUAACGGAAAAAAAAAAAUAGAGGUAAAAAAUCUGUUUUAUGAAUUAAUAAAACUUAUUAACAUAAAAUCGUACAACUACAAAAUUUUCGUAUAUAUAUUAGAAUACUAUAUAGAUAACAUUAACCUAUCAGCUGUAUUUACCCUUCUAUUUACGCUAAAAUAUUUCAGCGGUAAUUUUUUCAGGACACUUCAUAAAUCAACAUCGUUUAAUUUUUAUGAAAAUUUUAAAAUUAUCAGAAGAGACAAAAAGAUGAGUAGAGCACCCGAUCAUUAUGACAACACAUUUAAUGAUAAAUUGGCAAAUAGUCCAUUACUUUAUGAACAUGAAAAAAAAACUAUAACGAUGGGGAAUAAAAAUAAAAAAAGAAAUUUUUUGUUUUUAAAUGCGUAUGAAAGAAAUUUCUUAAAAAUUAUAGUCUACAUUCAAAACCAUUUAAUACAUGAACCAGUAUACUUUAUGUAUGACUACAUUGAGUCUGUUCUAGAGUCUUAUGGUAUAUUUUUGUUUAAAUUUGAUUUUUUAUAUAAAAUAAAAUUUUUAAAUAAUUCAAAAUGUAAGGAAAAAUGGUUAACAGGAACAGGCAGGAGGAAAUGUUUACAAAGGAAUGUGUUGAACAUAUUAGAUGUCGUUGCAUGGAAAAAGUAUUUAAAAAGGGGGAAAAAGUUGAAUAAACGUAAUUUGGAAAUAUUUUCUUCAAGAAAUUUGAGAAGUGGUCGGAAGAACAAUAAAUAUAUUUAUUAUAAUAUUAUGGUAAAGCUAAGUAGAAAUUUCCUAUGUUUUAAUUAUUUAUCCUAUCAAGACUUUAAUAACCGAUUUGGUGUCAAUAUCUCCUUCGGGAAUAAUGAUAAUCUUUUGGAAUAUAAUAAAAAAUACAUAGCAUGUAAUGAAGUAAACAAUCUGCACAAGUAUAUUUUGAACUAUUAUUUAGUUAAUCAGAGCUUAACAGGUAUGUAUUUUUUCAUAUUGUACAAUAGGAACUUGUUUCGUUCUUUUAUAAAUUGUAAUUAUUUAGUUAAAAGGAUUUACAAUAAUAAAGAAAAGAAUAUUAGCUUUUUUAAAAGAUCCUUGAAUACAUGCGUGUCAUACACGUAUUGUUAUAUUUACUCGCAAUUACGUAAUAAUAUCGUCGCUUUGUCUUUAUACAACUCUGCAAUUAUAGUCACUUAUGAAUUGAAUAAACAUAUUAAAAUGGAGAAAUGUAAGAAAAUACAUUUAAGUCAAAAUAAUGCGUACUUAGAGGAAAAUGAUGAUACAUGUAAAAUGCAGUUUAUUCAAAGAAGGGCCACAUUUAUAAGUGAGAACACAUGCUCAUAUGCGUAUUAUAAUAAUGUAGAUAUUACAAUGUCAGAAAAGGAAUUUACAAAGCCAAUUUGUAUUCAUAAAUAUGCUUCUAACCAGGAGAGCGAAAUUUUAAAUGAAGGCUUAAAUAAUGGAGAAAUAAAUAAAGAGAAUAAUGAAUUUGUAUAUAUAUAUGACAUACAUCGUGAGCCUUAUUUAUUAUUAAGGAAAGAUAAAGACAAUAUAAGCUAUAUACCUCUAUACAUCCUAAGUUUUCUGAACGUAAAAUUAUUUCUUUGCAUAUUUAUGUUUAGCAAUAUUGACAUAUUUGACUUGAGAAAAAACAAACCGAAUAGCCCUUUAUAUAUAAGCAUAUACUACUUUAAAAAAUUAACGAAAUGUUUCAUUCCUUCCAUAUAUGAAGCCUACUUUUCAAACAAGAAAUAUCUGAAGAGGAGUAUAAGAAUCAAAUUAGAGAGUGAAAAGGCGACAAAUAAAGAGCUCUUUAAGUUAGCUAUACAAAAUUUAAAAAAGUAUAAAGAGAAUUACCUAAAAGUGCAAAGACAAAAAAACAGUAAUUCCUACAAUAGCACUGGUAAUUCUUCUAUGAGUAACAGUUGUAGAGUCCCUAAAAGUUAUAGUUACAACUUUUGUUUUGAGAAUAUACCUAUAAUAAAAGAAAUAAACAAAAAUAAUUUCAUUUAUAGAGGCAAAGAUAAGUUUAAACUAGUACAAAAUAUUCUUAAGGUUAACAAGCCUGGUAAUGACUAUCAUAAUGUGAAGAAACGUGUACAUAUGUCUAGAAAGGAGGUUGAUUAUAGUUAUGAUUUUUUCUCAUAUAAUAGGGUUAUUUCACUAAAAACGUUGUUAGAAAAAACUGUUGAUGUUUGUUUCUUUAAAAGGUAUUUUUCUCCUUUUUCAAUUUUUAAAAAUAUAUUUUUAAAAAAAAAAAAAAAAAGUAACAAAUUGUUCAGUGUUGAUAGUACUAAUUUGAAAUAUGCAAUAGAUGAUAUGAAUUCUGACACAAAUAAACUAAACAAAAAGGAAGUGAAACAAAAUUUGUUUUUCCUCUUUUGUAAUAAUAUAAUGAAGGAUGAUAACAGGAUGGGGAAAAUAUGGAAUUAUAAGGAAUUCUUUUCUCACGUAAGAAGGAACAAGAAAGAGGAUAAUUAUAUCACAUAUAUAUCAAAAAAUAACAAUACUGAAUUAGAAAAUAUUAAAAUAGAAAAUGAAAACGAUAAAAAUUGUAUCAGUUCUAAAGUCGACAUUUACAAAAGGGGAACCAUAGAAGACGACCACCAUGGGGUACAAAAUAACAGACGCAUUUUAAAAAAAGAUCAUUUUUAUUUUUUAAAAUAUUUUAACAUAAAGUAUUUUUUAACUUGUUGUCAGCCUUUAAUAGCUUAUCAUAUAUUAAUUAUAAAUCACGCAUUUUAUAGACAUAAUAAACCAGACAAUUUAUUAGCAUACUUAUCUAUUAACAGUGGUGAUAUAACAUCAUUAAAUGAUUAUAUUAUUAAUAAUCAUAUUAAUUUACCUUUGAAUUUAGAAGAAGAACUAAAAAAAGUAAUAAAUGACAUGUGUCUACAAUUAUGUAUUUUUUAUUUUAAUAAUAAUGAUGUGUUGUGUUCACUUUUGUGCUUCUUAGACUUAUGUAAUGUGAAUGUAGAAAAAUUAAAAAUGUAUGUGCUUAGCAUGAAAAGCAUAUAUUAUUAUUUUAAAAAAAAUUACAAAAAAAAAUUUUUUUUUGAUAAAAUGAUAAAAAAAUGCUUUGACUUUUUUGAAAUCAAAAAUAUUUCCAUUGAAGAUUUUUACAAAAGAAAAAAAAAAGUAUUUUAUGAAACUUUUACUCUGGUAGAUAUAAACUAUUACGAUUUAUUUAAGAGGAGCUUUGUUGAGUUAAUUAUUAUUAAAUUAUUUCUUCAAUUAUCAGAAGGAAAUGAAAAAUCAGACAAUAUACCUAACAAUGGAAAGGAUAAUUUUGCAGCUAACCCAUUUGGUAGUAGUAGUAAUAGAAGUAGUAGAAGCUGUUGUAUUAAUGCAGAAAAUGUCCAAAUUAAUUUCAAGCGUCAUAAUGAAGAUAUGAGCACAUUAGAUACCAUCAAUGAUAAGGAAAAAGCUAAAAGCAUGGAAAAUACUACCAAUUAUAAAUAUGAUAACAAGUGUAAUGAUAAUGUGUCAACAAUAUAUGGGGGCGUGGAAAAAAUGUUACAUGGUGAAGCAAACAAAACCUGUAAGGAAGAUUAUGGAAAAAAUAUAAAUCUGGACAGAAUUCAUAAUGAGGAAGAAAAUUUUAGUAAUGAAGCAUACAAGGAUGUAUACGAUUUGGAAAUAAGUAAACAUGGUAAUGAGAUAAACACUGAAGACGGUUAUAUUAUUAAAGAGAAGACAGGGAAAUUUUUUAUUUUAUUUCUCCUUGAAAAAUCAAUACAUUAUAGAUUAAAAGAAAAGAAGAGAAGAAGAAAGAAAAAAUAUUUUAAUGGUUUUUUUUUGAAUAUCAUCUCUCUCUAUUGCAAAAUUAAUAGAGUGCAUCAAUCGUUGACAUUACUGCAUAUCUUAAGUAAAAAAAAUGAUAUAUUUAUUUUUUUCUACGAAUGUAUUGAUAAAAAAAUUGAUCUAAGAACGUGUAAGGAUAUUAUUAAUUUGUACACAAAAAAUAAAUACACCAAAAAACAUAUACUUACAUUUUUAAAUCAUAUUAAGAUAAAUGCCCAUGAGAUAAUGAAAAUUCAAAUGAGAAUUAAAAAUAAAAAUGAAGAUCACAUGAACAGUUGUAGUGGUAGAAAUGAUAGUUGUUACACUGAUGUACAUGGGAACUGUUCAACCACAAUAUUACUAAAAAAAAUGAAAAACAUUUUUACCAGGAAUACGUCCUUUUGUAAUAACGAGAAUUCUAUUAACCAUUCUAGCAAUACUGUCAUAGAGUUACUCUAUUAUAUCAUAUACAAUAAUUUUGAUUAUAAAAUUCUUCAGAGUGUUAUAGAAGUUGUACUCAAGAAUAAUGUAUACUAUACCAAAUUUUAUAUAUAUCUAACUGCUUAUGUUCAAUUUGUAUUUCGAAAAAAUUAUCCCUACUUAUUUGUAAAAGGAUGUAAAAAUAUUGUAGAAAAAUUAUAUAAUCUCAAAUAUAAUGUGAUUACAAGGUUAAAAAAAUAUGAACACAUUUUCCAUCGAUCUUUUAACUCCUCUGAGGAUUUAAAAUUUUUUUUGAUAUUUUUUAAAAAGAAAGAAGAAGAAUAUAACAGUAUAAUUACUUUACUAAAAAAUAUGUGGUUUUUCUUACAAAUUGAUGAAUACCUAUUAUUUUUAAAGAAUUUUCAAAUUAUAGAUAUAAAUAAAUUAAAAUUUUACAAUAUCGUACAAAACCUAAAAGAAUAUAAAGAAACCAGUUUAGAAUUAUUUUUUGAUAAAAUUAAAAAAGAAGAAAUAACAUAUCUUUUAAUUUUUUUUCUUAUUUCAAAUGAUAUAUUUAAUUUAUUAGACAGAUUCUUCUACAUUUUUUACUUUGAUGAACCGAUCAUUUGCUUAACUAAUUUUGUAAAAUGUAUAAAAAAAUAUCAAUUUUCAAAAGCAGAAUACUAUCUUAGGCGCCAUUAUAAUAAAUAUAUUAGAAAGAAUAGAAAUAUUAACAAGCAUAAUUUAUAUUAUAUAUUUUUUACUCAUCUCAUAAAUUAUUUGUUCAUGAACCAUUCCCAUGUACGGUAUAUCAUACUGAAGAUGCUGGUACGAACACAUCAUGACUGCAAGUACAACUUUGAUUUUUACAUACACAAGGCAGUAACAAAUUUUAAUCUAAGAAAAGAUAUUUUCCCUGGAAUAUUUGAGGUUUGUGAAGACUUAAUAAAUAGUAAAAAGUUUGCACAUGUAAAAAAUAUGCUUAACGAUAUAUAUGUGUCAUUAGACAAUUGUUCCAAGUAUGCUUUUGCUUUUGACAAAUUGCAUAUAAAACGAAACAGAUUUAUUCUGUUGCAUUACACAUGUUUCAAAUACUUCUUGCAUAUAAUAAAAGAUAGAAGAUAUAUAGAUGAUUACAUAAUUUUGCUAUAUAAAAUUUCAAGUUCUUUCCAUUAUUCGAACGUUAUUUUUCUCAUAUUCCUUUUGAAUUAUUCAUAUACUUUUCAAUUUGCGCUAUGCAUUUACGACCAAACAGCCAUAUUAUUAUUAUGUAUAUAUUUAAUAAACAUUUUAAAAAAGGAAAUAAAUCAAAAAUGCAAAAAUAUGAAAAGGAGGAGAAGCAUGUUUGAAUAUGUAGACAAAAAAAUUAGAGUGGUCAUAAAUUUACUUAACAUGAACAAAGAAGGAAAAAAAGGAGCUAAAAUAAAAAAAGAAAAUAAUAAUAAUUCCAAAUUGUGCAUAUUAAACUUCCUACCAUUAAAUAAUGAAGAAAGCGAACAAAUAUUUUUAUUCAAAGAAUAUCAUGAAAAUAGAAAAAAAUAUAUGAAAUAUUAUAAAGAGUUGUUUUUAAACUUUGAAGUGUAUAAUGAGCAUAUGAACUUACAGAGGUACUUUUAUGUUUACUCUGAAAAAUAUUUUCUUAAUUUUAACAAACAUACAAAUAUUAUUAAAUAUUUAUGUAUUAAUAAAUAUACGGUACAGAAUUUAAAAUUGAAAGUAAUAUAUUUACUAAACUUAUCUACCAAAAAAAAAAUACCAAUAAAUUUUACUAAAUUAAAUAUAUCAUAUAUAGAAUUCAUUUUGAAAAACAUUGAUCAGUGUAAAAACAGAAAUACGGUAGUACAUGUUCAUAGCGUCAUUAGGAAUAAGCAGGUAAAAGAUGAGGUGAAAAUAAAUAAAGAAUUAAGAAUGAUGACUAUUCAUUGUACUUAUGAAGAUGCGAAAAAAGAUAUUAUAAAUACAGGAAGUUUCAAUGAGGAACUAACAAAACAAGAGGAUAUGAAAGAUUCUCAUGUAGCUACAAAUACAUACGUUAAAAAUAGUUUUAUUUAUAACAGGGAAAUUUUGGAUGCCAGGUGUUGUUACAUUAAUAAUAGCUGCGCGAAUCAAACCUUUAACAACAAUAAGAGUAAAUCUAUUCAUAUAGAAAAUUAUAAUAAAAAAGUACUUGUUGGAGAAGGGGAAAAGAAAAAUGACGGAAGUAAUAACUUCAAUUUUAUUUUCAGCGUCAAAAGAAACCACAAAAAUAAAUUAGCUAAAGAUAAGGUAAAUCUAUUGAUAAGCAUAUUUAUAUGCAUAAACAAUUUAAUCAAUAAUUUUGAUAUAAUUAUGGCCCAAUAUAUAAUAGACAGUUUCGACAUCAAAAAUAUAUAUAAACAAAUAAAAAAGGAUGAAAAGAAGAAGUUAAAAAAAGAAAAAAAGACAGGUUAUAAAAAUAUACUUAAUUGUAACUCAGAAUGGUUUAGUAAAAAUAGCAUUAUUAAAAAAGAGAAGAAAUGUGAUAGAACAGAACCAAUAGAUAUGUUUAAAUCGCGGGGAAGCUCUAUUUUUGAUGAAAUUUAUGACGAAAAUCUAUAUAAUGAAGAUGAAGACAGCAUGAAUAGUUAUGAUCCUUUUAGGAAAAUAAGAAACUAUUACCUUAAUAUAAAAAAAAGAAAAAGCGAAUUUGAUGUAAAGAAAAAUAUUGAAACAAAAUUAAAUUUUAGACACGACAUGUCCUAUAUGAACAUUGAUGAUAUAUAUAAAUAUAUUUAUUUUAACUCAGUUUGUGCUCUUGUUAUAUUUUACUAUUUAUGUAUUGACAGAGAAUCAGCAUUGCAACUGGUGAAUCAUUUUCCCUCCAAAAUGCUAAAGGAUAAAAGUAAGUUAAACAAAUUAGGUGGGUUAAACAAAUUAAACGAAUUAAAUAGAUUAAAUAAAUUGGAGCAGUUUUUUGAAAUGUCUAAAAUUCAUUGUAGCUGUGAUGUGUACAAAUUUAUUCUGACGACUGAACUGCUAUUUAUAGUUAGAAAAAAAGCAUGCAUUAAUUUGAAGCCAAUAUUUUAUCAUUUAAAUAUGGAAAUUUCGUUUUUAAUAAUGUUUUUUUAUGUUUUAAAAAAUUUUACGAAUAUUGAUUGUAAAAAGACAUUUGAUACAUCUAUAAUAUUAAAAUUUAUAUGCUUGUUUAAAAAAAAUUUGAAUAUGUUUGCUGCAAAUUUACUGAUUUAUCACAAUUUUAUUUUACUUUUGUUAACUAAUUUUCAUAGUUACAAACUAGAAAGAUCUAAGAAUUCGGGCAAUAGCAAAAAUAAUAAUAAUUAUAAUAAUAAUACCUUUAAUAUUUACACGACAAAGAGAGAAAUAAAAAAAGUUCACUUAGAAGGGAAUUUAAAUGUGCAUAAGAUGAAAAGUGGAGGUGAAAAAUAUAGAGUAGAUAAUCUUUUUGUAUACUAUGAAUGUUCACAGUCAUUUCUAAAUAAGUACACAAAUUUAAUAACAACAAAUUCGUGUAAUAUAGUAUUUAAUAGUUGUUACAUCGGUAGUAUGUUAGAUGUCUAUUUCUAUCUGUUUCGGAUAAUGAUAAAAAAUAAAUACAGAAGAAAUAAAAGAAAAGGAAAAUACGAAAGUGACAACAAAAAAAAGUUGAAAAAUUGGAGAGGAUUUUAUUACCAUAGUGGGGACAUUCAUAAGCUCCUUUUUAACAUUAAAACGUUGGAUAGAAAUUUUAUUAAUUUAUUUUUCGCUAAUAUAAUUAACUUCUAUAAAAAUAUGGAAAUAAUAUUACCAGUGGAAUUAGAAGUAGAAAUUAUUAUAUUUUUGUAUAAAUUAGCGUGCAAGUUUACAUCAGAGAAACAUAUUAAAAAAAUUGAGCGUAUAAUUAAAAUACGAAUUUUUACCUAUGUUAGAAAAAGAAAAAUAUAUCUUGUUUUCAGAUUAUUAGUAAACGUAAACGAGUAUGACAAACUAAAUUUUGUCUUUAAAUUAAUUUUUGAGAAUAAUUAUAUAUCGAGUUUUUUAAAAUAUAAUAAAAACAUAUUUUUAUCUCUAAAUGUGCAUAAGUUUAAUUGCGAUCUUAGUGUUUGCCUAAAUAAUAAUUGUUUAUUGUAUAAUGAAAAAAUUUAUAAGCUCAAGAAUUCUUUUCACAAUAUAAAGCAGAGUAUUAUAGAAAAGAAACAGUUAAAAUUAUGUUCAACUCACAAAGUUGCCAAAAGUUUGUGUAAUCGAUCUACUGUUACUUACGGACGCAGUAAUGAAAGAAUUAACACAUAUAAAACUGCCGAAGUUGAGAGGGAAUAUGGGCAUGUUAACAACAAUAAAAGCGUUUUUAAAAUUUUUGAAAAAAAAAACAAAAAAAACAAAAAAAACAAAAAAAACAUAUUUAUUAGCAAUUUAUUGAAUAUUCUUAAGAAUAUAUAUAAAAACGAAAAAAGGGAAAGGAACAAAGCAGAAAAGAACCAAAUAAAUAUUUUAUACAAUUUUAAUGACAUACAUUUUUCAGAUUUGCUAAUUCUGUAUGAAAAAAAUUAUGUGCGCAAAUAUCAAAAUAUAUCUUCUCCUUCUUUUUUGUUUUAUGAUGAUAAUUUCUUUAUACACAUACUGUCCUUCUAUAUAACUAUCUACUGCAAGCAAUAUGCCAAAUGUGAUAUGGAAACGUUAUUACGAAUAUAUAAAAAAGUUGGUUUAAAGUAUGAACUAUACAAGUUAUUAAAAAAAAAAGUUACCAGUUCUAUAAAAAAUUUAAGAAAUGAAAAUAAAGAUAUAUUUGAUGAGAGUAGCUUACAUACAAUAACUGUUAGCAUAAACUUGCUACAUCAUUGUUCAAUGAUAUUACUAGAAAUGGAAAAUUUAUACGCUUAUAAUUGUAACUUAAAUGUUAUAUACCUUUUGAUUUUGCAAGUAAAAUAUAUUUAUUUGUACAAUAAGCAGAAAUUACAGAUGACCAAAUAUCGUAACUUUUCUUCCUAUUUAAAUAAAUUUAUUACAUUAAAAGCCUUGGAAAAUAAUAAAAUAUAUGAAGUAGACAAUAUUGAUAAAAUAUUCGAAAAUGUUAUACAAGAAAAUAUUUCCGUUUCGGAUUAUAAAAUAAACUUUUUAAAUUUAUCAUUACCAAGUCUUAUUUCUUUGGUUGAAAAUCAUCCAAUAUUUUAUGAAACGUUAAUUUUACUAAAGGCAUAUGAAAAAAAUUACGAUGAUAUAGUAUACUCUUUUAUUCCGAAAAUUUUGUUCAUUCAAGUUGUCAUAUACAAUAAUAAAAAAUAUUUAUCUGAUUACUGUUCUUAUAGCUGUAUUGACAAGAGUACUUUAAAUUAUAUAAUAAAGUUAUUUCAGAUUAAUAGUUUACAUUUAAAACUUUACAAAAAUUUCCCGACAAAAAAAUAUAAAUAUAUAACUACAAAAAAAAAUUUGUUAACUUUUGAUUUUGAUUCUUACAUUUUAUCUUCAAUAAACAUACACUAUUCAAAUAUGGAAGAAAAAAGAAAGUUUUGGGACUAUGGAGAACAUGUGCUUUCUCUUAAAUACCUCUUAAAUCAGAUAAGCAAUAUCGAUUUUAAAAUGAAGGUUUGCAAAAAAUUAGGUACUGAUUUUAAUGAUAUAUAUUUUGCAUGUAAGGACAUUCUCAAUUAA